CUAACUAAAACUACUCGGACAACGAAGAAGCUCGGCAUAGAGAUUUAUCAAGCCGACAUCGACAGAAAGAUGUCGCCACUAAUCAAAUAUGCAGAGAGCCUUCAAUCACUGUACUUACAAGCAGUGGUGAAAGAAGCGAUACGACGCCACCCGGAAGUUUCAUAUACUUUGGAACGAGUUGUUCCCCAAGAGCGUGAAGCGCAAUGCGGCAUGAUGCUCCGUGAGGCACUAUAUUAG
Ilyonectria robusta is the source of this 237-nucleotide messenger RNA. RefSeq lists its product as uncharacterized. Gene Ontology annotation, molecular function: heme binding; iron ion binding; oxidoreductase activity, acting on paired donors, with incorporation or reduction of molecular oxygen. The annotation marks the transcript as partial. NCBI's taxonomy places the organism in Eukaryota, Fungi, Ascomycota, Sordariomycetes, Hypocreales, Nectriaceae. The transcript has 2 exons. The record is from RefSeq and is a predicted model, not a curated record.